AUGUGGGAGGUGGGCCUCCUGAGAGUAAAUGGAACUGAUGGUCUAUCUGGGCCUAAAGGUGACAGGGGUGAGCCAGGCUCCCAGGGAGAGAGAGGGGAGGCAAGGGGGUGGGGGCCUCUGGAACCCCCAGGCUUGAGGGGCAUGCCUGGACCGAAUGGAGAGAAAGGACCCUGAGAGCGUGGAACAUAUAUGCUCUGGCUUCAGCGUGGGCCUCUUCCCCAGCAAGUCCCUUCCCCCUCCGGGCCUGCCUGUCAAGUUCAACAAGAUCCUCUACAAUGAGGAGGAACACUAGGACCCGAUGCUCACCAAGUUCACACGGAGGUCUACGUGAUUUCCUACCACAUCACCCUGUGCAACCGGCCCCUGCUCGCCACACUAGUGAUUAACGGUUUGAAGAAGCUGCAGACUCGUGACUCCCUGUAUGGCCAGGACAUCGACUAGGUGUCCAAUCUGUGCAGGGGACCAGGUGUGGCUGGAGAUGCUGAGGGACUGGAACAGAGUUUACUCCAGCAGCAAGGACUACAGCACCUUCAUCGGCUUCCUGCUCUAUGCCGACCCCAAGGCCUGA
This is a messenger RNA of Coregonus sp. 'balchen', 568 nucleotides long. The record is from the annotation of a GenBank genome assembly. NCBI's taxonomy places the organism in Eukaryota, Metazoa, Chordata, Actinopteri, Salmoniformes, Salmonidae.